AUGAUAUGUGAUGCAGGAAUGCUGGUGAAGCUAAAGACAGCUGAACAGCGGUUGGAUUCUGCAUCGGCCACACUCGAGAAGCUAGAGACUCGAGAUGAGUCAUAUACAUGGGUGUCUUUCUCGGACCAGUGGGACCGGCAAAGAGAGUUGCAACUUGCGGCAAUGGCUGAUGGUAAUGCUCAGCAGGAACUAGAGGAUUGGCUUGUGGAACUACUGGACCUUGAGGAAGAAGUGAAAGACGCCCAUGAAGAACUGCGGCGACUCCGAAGGAAACGACAAAGAAACUGGACAGAUGAAGAAGUUGAAUCAUCACUGACCUUACCUGCGUCAAUUGUUGAACUCGAGAAAUCCAUUGCUGAUGUGACAGAAGAGUUAGGAAGUCCGGAAUUCCGCCGACUUUGUGCAUCAACUGGUAAAAAAGCAGAGGCUCUAAUACGUGUACGGCUUGCAAAGAUGAAGCUACACGAAGCCAAAGUGGGUAUUGUAGAGGCUCAAAAGAAGUGGGAUAAGUACGCUGAAGGCAAUUAUUUAUUGGCUAAGAUACUCCCAUUUGAGGAUAAUUUCUGGAAUGUAGGUGCGCUUAGACAUCCCACAGAGAAAUGGGCUGUGGAUGUGGGCACCAUUGAAGGCAUACAAGCCUUUUUGCAACAGCGGAGUUGUCGUGAAGAGCUGAGAAGGAUUGGAAGGGAGGCUCAGCAGAUGGUUCACCAAGCACUGAAUAUGGAAUUAAAAUUUGAUGGUUUACUGGCUUUGUGUAGUGGUGAUUAUGAUCCCGAUGGAGGUGGAAAGGAGCUAAUUGAAUUACUUCAGUCUGGACAGCGCAUCUCAAAGGAUGUUUGGGAGGUGAAUUUGGAGCUUUUGAGAGCGCUUCACAACAAUCUUUGUCAGAAGUAUUAUGGAACAUGGAUGACAUGGGAUGCCAAUAUUGUGGAGUUAAUAAAAAGGACUUAUCAUCACACAUUGGCAACAGAGCAAGAAAUUGAUACAUUAAUUUUGCGGUGGAAAUCUUUGGUGGGUAGGGGUGUAUCAAUUUUGGAAGAUAUUAUCAAUGCUAAACACAUAGAAGCAACAGAUCUGGAUGAGCUGGAAGUUUUUGAGAAAAAUAUGCUACACGGGGAAGACAAAGAUGGGGUUGGGGUAGAGCUGGGUGGGAUGGUAGAUCAGCUCUUCAUACAUGAUGAUGAAGUGGAUGAUGUAUGGGAGGGUAUUGUGGAUGAGGAUAAUAUGAAUGAAACAUGA
This is a messenger RNA of Melampsora larici-populina 98AG31, 1239 nucleotides long. RefSeq lists its product as uncharacterized. Lineage: Eukaryota; Fungi; Basidiomycota; Pucciniomycetes; Pucciniales; Melampsoraceae. Bases 1 to 1239 code for a protein of 412 amino acids. The transcript has 6 exons. The record is from RefSeq and is a predicted model, not a curated record.